Molecule: messenger RNA, 2230 nt
Organism: Triplophysa dalaica
Lineage: Eukaryota; Metazoa; Chordata; Actinopteri; Cypriniformes; Nemacheilidae
Gene: rbp3
Product: retinol binding protein 3
Exons: 4
Coding region: 26-1873 (615 amino acids)
Biological process (GO): proteolysis
Molecular function (GO): retinol binding; serine-type peptidase activity
Source: RefSeq, a predicted model, not a curated record
UUAGCAUUUGGAGUCACUCAACAAAAUGGCUCAAGCUGUAGUUCUCCUCGCAUCGAUGCUGAUCUUCAGCAAUGUGGGACACUGCGUUUUCUCCCCCACUCUCAUUGUGGACAUGGCAAAAGUUCUCAUGGACAACUACUGCACACCAGAAAAACUCAAAGGUAUGGAAGAGACAAUUGAUGCCGCCAGGAGUAACACAGAGAUCCUCAGCAUCCCGGAUCCGGCCACCCUUGCCAGUGUUUUGACCGAGGGGGUUAGAAACACAAUAGGUGACUCCAGAGUGAAAGUCACAUAUGAGCCUGAAUACGUUCCUGCCGUACCUCCAGCCAUGCCUGACCUCCCACCUGAGCAGCUGGCCGGCAUGAUCAAGGCCUCCGUUAAAGUUGAGGUUCUGGAAGGCAACAUUGCCUACCUGAAGAUUCAGCACAUCAUCGGAGAGGAGAUGGCUCAGAAGGUUGGUCCCCUUUUGCUGGAAUACAUUUGGGACAAAGUCCUCCCAACCUCGGCCAUGAUUCUGGACUUACGCUCGGCAGUCAGCGGUGAGCUAUCAGGAAUUCCUUACAUCGUGUCCUAUUACACUGACUCCGAACCUCUGAUACACAUCGAUUCUGUGUACGAUCGCCCCUCUGACAUCACCACAGAGCUGUGGUCCAUGCCCACUCUGUUGGGAAAGAGGUACGGAACCUACAAACCUUUGAUGAUCCUGACAAGCAAAAAUACACUCGGGGUUGCAGAGGAUGUGGCUUACUGCCUUAAAAAUCUCAAAAGGGCCGCGAUUGUUGGCGAAAAGACAGCUGGGGGAACGAUGAAAAUCAACAAAAUCAAGGUGGGGGACACUGACUUCUACGUGUCUGUGCCUGUUGCUAAGUCCAUUAACCCCAUCACUGGCAUGAGCUGGGAGAUCGAUGGAGUGGCACCAGAUGUAGAAGUCCCUGCAGAAGACGCUCUUGAAACUGCAAUCGCGAUAAUUCAACUUCGUGCUGAACUACCUGGGUUGCUUCAGACUGCGGCGGCACUUGUUGCAGACAACUAUGCCUUUCCAAGCAUCGGCGCUGAUGUAGCCGAGAAGCUAACGGCUGCUGCUGAUGGUGGAGAAUACAACCUGAUCUCAACAAAAGACGAACUGAAAGCAAAGCUCUCUGCUGACCUCCUGAAGUUGUCGGGGGACAAGUGCCUAAAGACCACCAGCAACACCCCCCCACUACCUCCAAUGAAUCCAACACCGGAGAUGUUCAUUGAGCUUGUCAAAGUUUCAUUCCACACAGACGUAUUUGAAAAUAACAUUGGUUACCUUCGCUUCGACAUGUUCGGAGAUUUCGAGCAUGUUGCUGCCAUCUCAAAGAUCAUUGUGGAACAUGUCUGGAACAAAGUGGUUGACACAGAUGCACUGAUCGUUGAUCUGAGGAAUAACGUUGGCGGGCCUAUUUCCUCCAUUGCUGGAUUUUGCUCGUACUUCUUUGACAGCGACAAGCAGAUUGUGCUGGACCGAUUGUACGACAGACCCUCUAAUACCACAAGAGACCUCCUAACCCUUACACAACUCACAGGGAGGAGAUACGGCAGCAAAAAAAGCCUGUUGGUCCUAACCAGUGGUGUGACUGCCGGUGCGGCCGAAGAGUUUGUUUUUAUCAUGAAGAGGUCUGGACGUGCAAUGAUUAUCGGCGAGACAACCCGUGGAGGAUGUCAUCCCCCUGAGACCUUCCGUGUCGGCGAGAGUGAUAUCUUCCUGUCAAUGCCAGUCGCUCAUUCAGACACUUCUCAGGGCCCGUCCUGGGAGGGGGCUGGCAUUGCCCCUCACAUUCCGGUCCCUGCAGGCGCUGCCCUCGACACAGCGAAGAGCAUCCUCAACAAGCAUUUUUCUGGGCAGAAAUAAGUCGCUCAUCGGGGCCUAGUAUGGAAGCCAAUUUAUAUAGGAUGUGCUAUUUAGAGGGAUAAAAUAUUGUAGAGGGCUGUUAAACCUGUAUAUCUAACUUAUUGAAUUUUAAGAAACUUAGUGACAGCGAUGAUCUUCUCCUGAACAUUAUUAUUGAUGGUUAUCACAUAAAGUAAUACUCAGCCUGUUUCAAAUUGAAUGGUACUUUGUGUACUUGUUUCCUUUGUGUGCAUUACAAUUUAUGUGCAUUUGUAUUAAAAUCUACAAAUGAAAUACAGUUAUGCAUCACAUGAAACUGAAACAUGUCUUCAAAUUUAUAAUAACUGAAACUUGGCCUCGGGGUUGUAAUGAAACCAA